This is a messenger RNA of Durusdinium trenchii, 363 nucleotides long. The record is from the annotation of a GenBank genome assembly. Lineage: Eukaryota; Dinophyceae; Suessiales; Symbiodiniaceae.
AUGGCCAAAUCUAAAGAAGCUUUCUGUGACUUCGUCACACUCCUGUACUUCUCUACAGUGCGAACAUUUGGCUUCUCUUAUUUCGUGAAGGAAGAAGGCCGAGUCUGUAUGUCAUUCUGUCUCUUAGAGGAGAAGUUGGCUGUGAGAAAAGAGCGGUGGAUGCACUUGUGUCACAGACUGCACAAGAAAGACGGACAUUGCAGAGUUUGCCCGUUUGACACUUUCCUUCUGGUCAAGGUGCCAUGGCUGCUGGUACGCAAGCCCCCUGGUCAAGCCCAGUCGUUCUUGAAUUUCAUGGGUGACGGUGACGCCAUUCUUGUUGUAGUGUCAUGCUUGAGGACAGGUGCAGGGCCCCCAGAAUGA